AUGCUCACUGACGAUACCAGCGAAAUGCCUGAGAAUGUACCAAGUCAACGGUCCGACUGUAAAUUGUCAUGGAUGUUGGGCUUACUUACAUUUCCAGUAGAAGUGUUUGGUGAAGAGAUUCGAAGGUCGGUUCCACCAGAAGACGACGGCGGAUUUCUCUUGACCAGCCAUUGGCUUUACUGGAAGAUUCAUGCUGACGCUGUUUCCGAGGCAAUCUCCUUCGAUUCCGGUGAAAACGUAGGCUUUACUGGAAGAUUCAUGCUGACGCUGUUUCCGAGGUAA
This is a messenger RNA of Protopolystoma xenopodis, 282 nucleotides long. The record is from the annotation of a GenBank genome assembly. NCBI's taxonomy places the organism in Eukaryota, Metazoa, Platyhelminthes, Monogenea, Polystomatidea, Polystomatidae.